Messenger RNA from Talpa occidentalis (Iberian mole), 2006 nucleotides. RefSeq names its product G protein-coupled receptor 173 (gene GPR173). The transcript has 3 exons. The record is from RefSeq and is a predicted model, not a curated record. Gene Ontology annotation, molecular function: G protein-coupled receptor activity. Gene Ontology annotation, cellular component: plasma membrane. Bases 604 to 1725 code for a protein of 373 amino acids. NCBI's taxonomy places the organism in Eukaryota, Metazoa, Chordata, Mammalia, Eulipotyphla, Talpidae. Gene Ontology annotation, biological process: G protein-coupled receptor signaling pathway.
GCUGCCAGGCGGGCAGACGGGUAGCAGGGACCAGCUUUGGCCCCCCCUCCCAGCUUGGCGGUGGCAUAAAGAUGGGGAUGGGAGUGUGUAGUGAGGGAAGCACCUGCCGGUACCCCCACCUACCACCUAGCUGGGUACCCCAAGGCUGUGUGCUGCCCACCUGGUAUUCCCCAACACCCCCAGCCCUGCCCAGUGCACCCCUCCGGUGCCUGAUUCCCCUGGUGUCUGCGAUUUAGACCAGCCCAGUUGUAUCCACGGCAACAGAAGCAGGAGUGUACUGGCCUAGGAUCACUGAGGGUCCCACAAUGUGGCUUGAGCUGUGAUUAUCCUGGAUGAAACAGCUUGAGCCCCCUCCCUGGAUUCCAAGACAGCCCUGCUGAGAAAGCUCAGAGAGGCUUGAGUCCCCAUGAGCAAGCAGAGGCCUGGCUGGCAGCCUGCAGCAUUCCUGGCCGUGAUGAUGUAUGCGUCGCCUGUUGAGGGGACACUUGGCAAGAGUUUGGUCUGUGGUGUAGCCCAGCAGGACCCCUGAUGGAGUCCCACGGGGCCCAUCAAGUACCGGACUGGCUGACCCGGUAGGGUUGGAAGCAGCCCCUGCCUCUCAGUAUGGCCAACACCACUGAAGAGCCCGAGGAGGUGAGCGGUGCAUUGUCCCCGCCGUCAGCAUCUGCUUAUGUGAAGCUGGUGCUGCUGGGACUGAUCAUGUGCGUGAGCCUGGCAGGCAACGCCAUCUUGUCCCUGCUGGUGCUCAAGGAGCGUGCCCUGCACAAGGCUCCUUACUACUUUUUGCUGGACCUGUGCCUGGCCGACGGCAUACGCUCUGCUGUCUGCUUCCCCUUUGUGCUGGCUUCUGUGCGCCACGGCUCCUCAUGGACCUUCAGUGCGCUCAGCUGCAAGAUUGUGGCCUUUAUGGCCGUGCUCUUUUGCUUCCAUGCGGCCUUCAUGCUGUUCUGCAUCAGCGUCACCCGCUACAUGGCCAUUGCCCACCACCGCUUCUAUGCCAAGCGCAUGACACUCUGGACAUGUGCAGCUGUCAUCUGCAUGGCCUGGACCCUGUCUGUGGCCAUGGCCUUUCCACCCGUCUUCGAUGUGGGCACCUACAAGUUUAUCCGUGAGGAGGACCAAUGCAUCUUUGAGCAUCGCUACUUCAAGGCCAAUGACACGCUGGGCUUCAUGCUUAUGUUGGCUGUGCUGAUGGCGGCCACACAUGCUGUCUAUGGCAAGCUGCUCCUCUUUGAGUACCGUCACCGCAAGAUGAAGCCAGUGCAGAUGGUGCCAGCCAUCAGUCAGAACUGGACAUUCCAUGGCCCUGGGGCUACCGGUCAGGCUGCUGCCAACUGGAUCGCCGGCUUUGGCCGUGGGCCCAUGCCACCAACCCUGCUGGGUAUCCGGCAGAAUGGGCACGCAGCCAGCCGCCGCCUGCUGGGCAUGGACGAGGUCAAGGGUGAAAAGCAGCUGGGCCGCAUGUUCUACGCGAUCACACUGCUCUUCCUGCUCCUCUGGUCACCCUACAUUGUGGCCUGCUACUGGCGAGUGUUUGUGAAAGCCUGUGCCGUGCCCCACCGUUAUUUGGCCACCGCUGUUUGGAUGAGCUUCGCCCAGGCUGCCGUCAACCCGAUCGUCUGCUUCCUGCUCAACAAGGACCUCAAGAAGUGCCUGAGGACUCAUGCCCCCUGCUGGGGCACAGGAGGUGCCCCAGCUCCCAGAGAACCCUACUGUGUCAUGUGAAGCAGGCUUGUAGGCAGACAGGCAGGGAGAAGGUCGUGGCCACCAUGAUGGGGCCAACAGAAAGGGAGGGAUGGGGCCCCAUACAGGAGCCUUUCUUUCUGUGCUCCAGCCCCAGCCCCUCUUAUCACCCAGAAUCUAGGCAUCUUUGCCAAUACCUCCCCAGAGCUGGGGACUGGGUGGGAAGCUGGGAAAGAGGCAUUUCUAGUUCUGUGGGGCCUGUCUCCACUGCCUCCUUCUCCAUUUCUAUAAUCUCUCUCUCUCUCUCCCUCCCUCCCUCCCUC